GAGUCGAAAGGAUGCACAUACAAAAACUCCGCAAGCAAACAUGUCCAGAGAAACGCUAAGGGAACACGGUCGGUCGUGCGUGUCCUCACCUGAACUAAACGUACUCUUCCACUAUUUAGGCGAUGAGAGGUGCAUUUCGUAUCGCCGCUCCCAUCAUCUCCACUUUGAACGCCGGUGCGUUGCGUCUCUCUCGUACCCCACCUGCUCUGCUCCUCCUCGAACGAAGCCCUCGUUCGUCCUUCCACCGCCUUUUCUCGGGUUCUCUGCCAAUGGCGAAUCGCUCGCCGCCGCCUUCUACUUCCACAACGGCGUCAGAAACCCUCGAUUCCUCUUCCUCUUCUAUGGAGAAGCAGUUCGAGGGCUUUCGCGUCCAGCUCGAGGAGUCGGGGAACGUUCGGGAGCGGAUCCGCGCGGUGGUGAUGGAGAUGGAGGGCGCUGUCCGGCUGAUGCAUUCUAGUCUUCUUCUCGUCCACCACACCCGCCCAAACCCAGAGGUCUUGGAGAAGGCUAAAGUUCAGAUCGAAGUGCUCAAGGAUCUCUUCGGUGGGCUUGCUGAGAUCCUUCGUGAAUGCCCGGGACAGUAUUACAGGUACCAUGGUGAUUGGAGGAGCGAGACCCAGGCAGCAGUAUCACUCAUUGCGUUUCUACACUGGUUGGAGACGGGCAAUCUUCUCGUUCAUGCGGAAGCUGAGAAGAAACUCGGAUUGGACAAUUCAGAAUUUGGUCUGGACAUUGAAGAUUAUCUUAUAGGAAUAUGUUUCAUGUCCAAUGAGUUGCCAAGAUAUGUGGUCAACCAAGUUACUGCUGGGGAUUAUGAUUGUCCAAAAAACGUGCUCAAGUUCUUAACCAAUCUCCAUUCUGCUUUUAGAAUGCUUAACCUACGAAAUGACUUUCUGCGCAAGAAGUUUGAUGGAAUGAAGUAUGACUUGAGAAAAGUUGAAGAGGUCUACUACGAUGUUAAGAUCAGAGGCCUCGGAUCUGGGGACACGAUGCAGGGGCAUGCCACCCAAGCUUAAUGGACUGGAGACAAUUUGGCUGCUCAAGAUGUCGCUGACAUGUAGUAAUUCCGUGCUUCAAGUGUCUUUGGAUCCAAUCCACGAGGACUGGAAAAUGAAGAGUAAGAACAAGUUAUCUAUAUACCUUCGUGGUGCUCUGGUAGCUACCAAUGAACAAUGUCAUUCAUUAUAUAGUCAGGAUCAAGUUUCUUAUGUCAA
This is a messenger RNA of Musa acuminata subsp. malaccensis (wild Malaysian banana), 1214 nucleotides long. RefSeq lists its product as uncharacterized. Lineage: Eukaryota; Viridiplantae; Streptophyta; Magnoliopsida; Zingiberales; Musaceae. Gene Ontology annotation, molecular function: single-stranded DNA binding; RNA binding; sequence-specific DNA binding. Gene Ontology annotation, biological process: RNA metabolic process. The record is from RefSeq and is a predicted model, not a curated record. Gene Ontology annotation, cellular component: nucleus; cytoplasm.